Messenger RNA from Medioppia subpectinata, 1542 nucleotides. The record is from the annotation of a GenBank genome assembly. Lineage: Eukaryota; Metazoa; Arthropoda; Arachnida; Sarcoptiformes; Oppiidae.
AUGUUUUUGCAUAGUUUGCGAAAGUUUCCCGAUUUGUGUCCACAACCGGUGGUCACCGGAGAUGACAACAAACUGAGGAUUAAAUUAUUGGCUGUUUUUGGAGAUAACGGCGAAGAAGUGAUUGUUGUGACCGCCGAUGACCGGGUCUACGGCUUCGGGACCAACCGUUUUGGACGACUCGGACUCGGAGUGAAUGGUUUGAUCGCAAGACCGCAACUGAACGCCACUCUCACCGGAAAGAAGAUAAUGAAGAUAUGCUAUGGUUUGGGACACUGUUUGGGACUCACGAGUGGCGGACAGUGCUAUGGAUGGGGACAUAACGCGUGCGGACAGAUCGGCAUCGGGUUUGUCAAAGACAUAUCAACCCCUCAACCAAUCAAAAUAUUUAGUAACAAAUUACACGCCAAACCACUGAUAGACAUCUCAUGCGGUGAUAAUCACAGUCUUGUGCUGACCAAAGACGGCCUUAUCUACGGCUUUGGAGCCAACGAUCGGCGCCAAUGCGGCCAAACAGAGGGCGAAAUGAUUUGUACGCCAACUAAAGUGACAAUCAAUGCUAAGUUUGUGUCCAUUUGUUGCGGUCGUAACCAUUCAGCCGCUCUGACCACUGCUGAAUCAGUAUAUCUGUGGGGCAGUAAUGACUGCCAACAGUUGGGUCCCGAAGCGGUGGCAGUCGCCGGUCAGACGUACUGUUGUCCGCAUCCGUUAAAAGGUGCCAAUAAUCGCAUUUACCGACACGUGGUCUGCGGACCCGACCAUACGAUAGUGAUAACACCGGCGGACACUAUCUAUUGGUAUGGUCUCAGUCACUGGACAUAUGAUCAAAAAAUGACCGCAAUGGAUGGCCAGCACUUCAUUCUGGGAAAAGCAUACCUUUUCAUGACUUGUAUUCCCAUUGAUAUACCGAUCGGUUGUUCACUGUUUGAUAUUUAUGCCAAAUAUUGCGGUUUUGAUCGCACUUUUGAGUCGGUAUUGAAGUUAAUCCGAGAGUCGAUACCAUUGAUGAAUAUCCGCACCGAAAGCGAUGAAGAGAUCUAUUUCUCUGAUCCCGACGACGAAGAAGCCGUUCGAUUGCGGACUAAUGCGGGAACCGUUGACAAGAAGAGCACCACUUGUUGUGAUCCGAUUGUAGAUUGUUUUCAAAAGCAUUUAUUGAAAGCGUUUGACAAUCGAUUGGAUUCUGAUCUCAGAUUUAAAGCCGAAAAUAAAUACAUUUAUUGUCACAAAACUGUUCUAAAGAUUAGAAACAAAGAGUUUUGGAGAAUAUGUGAACAAAAUAUGUUUACCGAACGGGAGAUCGAAAUCAACGCCUAUUCUUAUGACACAAUUAAAGCGUUUCUCAUGUUUUUGUAUGGAUUGCGACCCGAAGUGAAUGACCAGAACUGUCGACAACUGUUAGGUUUGGCCGUAGAAUACGGCGAAAGGCGACUGAAAGACAUUUGUUCGGACACUUUAGUGACAGAUCCGACAACAAAGCCUCCGAUUAAACCACUUUCCAGUUUCCCGUUGUUUGCCAUCUUAAGUCGAAUUCUCUAUCAAUAG